Geodia barretti is the source of this 1461-nucleotide messenger RNA. The record is from the annotation of a GenBank genome assembly. Lineage: Eukaryota; Metazoa; Porifera; Demospongiae; Tetractinellida; Geodiidae.
AUGUGUCACGAGUGUCACCGCAGACAGACCCAGGAUUUCUUGAGGGCAGCGGUCCAAGUCAGACAAAAGACAUCUCACAAGAAGACGUUCCUCUAUCUGGAGCAGCUGAUACUGAAGCACAGGGUGCACGUGUCGGCUCUCAAGGUGAAAGAAACGAGUGACGGUCUCGACUUCUUCUUUGCUCAGAAACAAGAGGCAAGGAAACUGGUGGACUUUCUGCAGACUGUGGUUCCAUGUCGGUAUAAGACGUCCCAGGAGCUCGUGUCACAUGACAUUCACAGCAAUACAUUCCAAUACAAGCACACCUUCAGCGUGGAGCUGGUGCCUGUCUGUAAGGUUUUGGUGUUCUUUUGCAAAUCUACCAAGUUGCCUACUGCCAACACUGCAUGUGUCUUACUGACUGCAGUUGCCGAGUUGUCCAGCAGUGUCUACUGGAGAACUCCGUUCUCUAGUCUCUGUAACCAUCGGCAACUGACCGAGUUCUACGUCCUUCACAUCGAGAAGGCCACACCCCCUGGUUCCCAUGGCAACAGCUCCGCCAAUCACAGUGACAAGUGUGUCCUGAGUGAUGUGUGGGUGGUGCCAGUGAGUGAACUGGGGACUAGCGACAGACAGAUACACUGUCGGUCUCAUCUCGGACAUCUCCUCCAUGACGGGGACUGCAUGUGGGGGUUUGACUUGUCUCAGGCAAAUCUGAAUGAUGCUAAUCUGGACAAGAUGAACCCUGCAGACAUCCUGAUGUGCUGUGAAAGAGCCCAGGUCCUGGUGAAGAAGAGCUACGGAGACAAGGUCAAUAGGUCAAAACAGAGGAACUGGCAGCUGCAGAUGAUUGACCGGGAGAUGGAUGUUACCGUGGCGACGACCAAUGAGAAGGGGGCGGAGGAGGACUACGAGGAGUUCCUGGAGGACCUGGAGGAAGACAUGAUCUACCGCAAGAACGUCAACAUCUUCUUUACAGCAGCCUUCUACUAUGACAACAGUUACACUGCCAAUAAACCCAACCAGUCUUUGCAGUUAUGCAUUCUCUUAUCUAGGAGAGAAUGCAGCGGUGUGGACAUCCACAUGUAUUUUUUUGUAUGUAGGUUUGACUUGUCUCAGGCAAAUCUGAAUGAUGCUAAUCUGGACAAGAUGAACCCUGCAGACAUCCCUGAUGUGGUCCUGGUGAAGAAGAGCUACGGAGACAAGGUCAAGAGGUCGAAACAGAGGAACUGGCAGCUGCAGAUGAUGGACCGGGAGAUGGAUGUUACCGUGGCGACGACCAAUGAGAAGGGGGCGGAGGAGGACUACGAGGAGUUCCUGGAGGACCUGGAGGAAGACAUGAUCUACCGCAAGAACGUCAACAUCUUCUUUAGUCCUGGUGAAGAAGAGCUACGGAGACAAGGUCAAGAGGUCGAAACAGAGGAACUGGCAGCUGCAGAUGAUGGACCGGGAGAUGGAUGUUACCGUGGCGACGACCAAUGA